UUGAGUAUUAGUUGUCAGUGUCAAAUAAUGUCAUAACAAAAUUUUCCUUUAAAAACUACCUACCAACAUUCAACAGCCAUGUCGUAUUCAUUUAUUAUUAACUAUAUUCUCUCUUUUAUUACCCAAUUAAAGUAAUAUAUAGUUUUCACUUUGGUAUACUGUGUUUCUUGCCACUUUUCAUUUUAAGUGUCCGUGUUAAUAUCUGAUGAAGAAAUAAUAAUGCAGCCCUUAAUAUCAGUUGAUCAUGAAUCUCGUCAAAAUUCGUAUCGGGCAAGUGAUGACCGUGAUCGCAGACUGUCAGAAGAGACACCCCUGCUUCAUAGAUUCCCGCAGACUAAUCCGGCACCAAGAAGCACGUCUACCACGAUAAUAGUAAGCUUACUGCUUAUAAUAUUGACGUCAGGCGUUGUUAUUGGCGUGUAUCUGCUCAUUCUACAGAACAAUGCUGAGAAUGUCUUACCUCCUGUGGAGAUUCCGUUACAAUUAGUCAGCAGGAGGCAGUGGGCCAAUAACAGUAAAAGCGCGCAGCUCCUGCAGUCUUCACCUGUCUUUAAGGCUACAUCAGUAAUUGUAGUGCAAACUGACACAAGACAGUGUUUCAAUACGAGAGCAUGCGUGGAACUGUUACAAAACAUGGAGAUGACUGCUUUGACAAAUGGUAUGAAGUAUUUGCCGUAUAAUUUUCUAGUCUCUUCGAAUGGUCAGACAUACGAGGCGCUGGGGUGGCACGGAACAUCUUCAAUGUUCCCAGAAUACUCAAAAUCGGCAUUAAUUUUAGGUUUUAUAGGUAAUUACACUGAGACUCCACCGACGCGCGGGCAGAUUGACGAGGCUAUAAACUUAUUCUCUGAAUCUGUAAGCCAUCAAUAUUUACAUCCGCACUAUGUGAUCAUAGGGAAAAAAACAAAGACAACUCCGAAACAGCUCUUCGCGAGCCUUAUGGAUCUGCCACAGUGGAGCACCGAAUUGUCUGAUAUGUAAUGCCUACUGUCAACCGGGGUGAAUAGGAAUGGAGGAGUAUAUACGGACUUAAAUGGUAAAACUAAUUACACUUCACGAAUACGUUCAUUUUCACUUAUCUAAUAGUUAAAUAUAAGUUUGUAAAAUGUCGGCUAAAUCGACCAUUAAAUAUCAAAUCGAUAGAUCAAUAUACAUAUGUAAAAAUCGUACCAACCCUAUCCCUUUUCACCCUACUUAGCCGUACUCGAUAUUUAUUGACCAAAGUUAGUGCUCUGCUGAAUAUAAAAUAGUUAAUUUGGGGGCACGUAGCCACCUCUCAGCCUUAAGAUAUUGUAGUUUAAAAAAUACUUUUAUUGUAUACAAUACAUAAUAAUUUAUUAGCCAUAUAUCCUAAGAAGGAUCUUUAUUAUCGUCUUUCUUGAGGUUACUUUCAUUGUUUUACACAUUACUUAUGCUAGUAAGUACGUUCAUGGAUGGCAAAAGGUUAUCACAGAUAUCGUUUGAGUGGACUGCGUUGACUUUACCUGUCAGUAUAAUUAUCCAACUACUGUGUGUUCGAGUAGUCCAGUUAUUGAAUUAUAACAUUGGUAUUAAAUUUACAAAUUUAAAAUAAUUUAAACAUAAUGUUGCACUACAUUACUCUGCAGCUAUGGGUGCGUUCAGUUUAAGUGUCACGCGUCCUAUGUCCACGUCAACCACAUCCAAUGUCCGUCAUCGAUAAGGCAAAAAAUGCCCUAAUUUAUAUGGUUCGUUCACAUAAAUCUAAGUCAUCGAUAUAGGUAAGGGCGGUCAUAUUCCUAGAUCCUUAUUAAUGACGCGAGACAGAAAAUAUCGCAAGUAGUAUGUUUUUUUAAGUACUACUAAAAGCAAAUUUAUUUUUUAUUCCAUGAUAUUGAUCUCUAUGAUCUGUGUGUUUCUGGGAGAUAUUUUUUGUUGUUAAGUAUUGUUGGUUGCUGCUAUGGGUGGUUUUUGAGUGUGUAUCGGUUACACAAAGUACAUGGUCUGUGUUUUGUUGUAAUACUGCGUUAUAUUCUGCAAGUGUGGAGUAUUCAGAUAUUGUUUUGGUCAAAAUGCAGAGAAUAAAAAUUUCGACUAAAUCGUCAUCUUUUCCAAGCUUUGCAUUCCGCCUGGUUGCUUUAGUUGUUUAUCUUCUCCACUUCCUUCUAUCCCAUAAAUAUCAUCUCGGGAAACCUAUCUUAUUUCAUAAUCCAACUCUACAUUCUCCCACUUUGUUUUUGGUCUACCGCUAGAUUUUCGACCAGAUAUUAAUCAAUUAAGUGCUAAUUAUUUGACAACGAUAAUUAUCACUCGAUGGUAUCAUCAACAUGUCUAGAAUCAGAACUUACCUCCUUCUACUAUAAAUGCGUAAUGGUAAACAGAGUAUUAUUUUAAAGACUUCACGAGGCCGUGUCGCGAGGAAACUCCUCGUAUAAAAUGCUGCCUACUCCAAAUACAGCAUGGUAAACGUUGCUACUAAGAUUAUUGUAAUCUUUUGAAAUGUAUCGGGUGAGAAUCCCACGUUAAGUGAUAUGUAUAGUUAUGCGAAACUAUUGAAACAGAGAGUCGUGAACCAUACCGAGGGUCUUACUAUGUGUGGCGUCCCGUACAAAACAUCCACUGGUUCGUGAAUUCAUGACAUUUGGUGUAGGCGACUUCAUAUUGUCAUAGGCGGCUCUAGUUCCUUAGAAUAUGCUGUGAAACACGACACGAAUAACCAUAUCGUUUGAUUGUGAUUGGUCGAAAGACCAAACACGUGACUUAUACGUUGGUAUGUUGACCAAUCACAAUCAAAUGAUAAAUGUUCGUAACGUAUUGUAAUAUGCUAUAUUCUAGGGGUGCUGUUCAUGUAAUGCGAGGAUGUCCAUCCGCGAUAUUAAACACCGUGACGUCACAUUUGAUGUUUUAAAAAUUAGUUUCAUAAUUCUGUAUACAUUAGUAAGUAUCUACAUUAUGAUAGGAGGUGUGUUAAAUACUUUUCACUACUAUAUAUUGAGAAAUUAAUUAGCCUAAAUCCAAUACAACCGAUUAAAAAGGGCGGCCUAAAGUUUGCUACGACACCCUUACUCCAUAUCUGUCGUCACCCAUUAGUUCCCAGUAAUAAUACCCAUGGCCGAGUGAGUAACUUCAAGGGCAAUCGACAAGAGGCUGUAUUGUACGGUAUAUUAUGUAUGUAGUUCUUAACGAACGGUACUUAAUGGCUUAUGUCAUUGUGUAUUUAUAGCUUGUACAAUAAUACAUAUGAAUAUGAUUUAUAUUUGGAAUCUCUAGAUUAAUGUCAUAUUUUUUACAUUGGAAAAUUCCCAAGAAUAUGUUAUAAAAAAAAAUAAUCAGCUUUUAAAUUAAUUAUCUUGCGUUUUAUUUUGAAAAUGUCGCGGUUACGAGAGACAAUAAAUAGAUCACCCAAAAAAAAACCCUGUUUCACAAGUUUAAAGUAACUUAUUUGAUAGGUAUCUUAUUAAAUAUCUAAUGUAGGCAGUAUGUACUCCUUUUAUAACCAUUUAUUUGGAAGCAUAGAUUAGAGUGGUACUUUUGUAUGUGGUAGGCUCAUACAUUUGCGACGAGUGACAUUUACUCAAAAGUUGUGAAACAGGCCCUAAAUGAUUCUUUCUUUAUUAUUCUUGCCUACGUUUUAUUAAAUGACAUUACUGUUAAGAUCAUUAAUGAAACUAUAUUAAAUUAAUUAUCUCGUUUAUAAUAUAUGUAAUUGUGGUAUUAUAAAGAUCAUGUAAAGCAGAUUACAAAUGUCGUGUUGGGAAUAAUGAGAGUGCAAUGUGCAUGGAGCAAAGGCAUAUUAUGUAUUAUACAGGGUGUCUCAAAACUUAUUUGAUAAUGUAGGAAAUAAGCCUCUCUGGCGUUGCUUUCUUGAGGGAAUAAUACAUAAAAAAAUAAUAAGAAGGAAAAUUGCAAAUACCCUUUUUUAUUGAUGCUAGGACAUAUUUAAAUGGUUCCGAGAAUACUUGUCUAUUGCCGCAAACAAAAUCAUCUCCUUGAGUCGCCUUAUUUUUAUGAAGUAAAAUUAAUUUUAUUGUCUUAUUUUCCUUUUUAUUAAACAUUCUUGAACGAAUGUUUUUUAUUAUAAUUCAUUAUUAAAAUUGUACCAUUUUGAGGCUCCCAGUAUUAAUAUAAUUUUAACUGUGAUGUUACGUAUUUAAAAUUUACUUAGGUUUACAAAGGAAUGUUUUUUGUAUAUUAUUGUUUGAUUAUAUUUUUUUGUUAAAUACAUGUUUGCAUAAAUGUUAUUAUAGUGGAUAUGCAUGUGAUUCAAAUAAAGAUCGCGAAUUUUAGUAUGAAUUUGGAAUGUAAAUACGGAUAUAUAAUAUUUUAACCAAUAAUAUUUCAGCCGUUGAAUUUAUUGGAUACUUGAAAACAUUUUUAUUAGGUUUGUAAAAUAAUAUUUCAGGUUUAUAGCGGUAGGAAUACACCCCGCAAUGUACAAGAUAACAACUUCGUCGCGGAUCCGAGUGUUAUUUACCAUAAGGUAUUUAUUUUAGAUACCAAAUAUUGAUAUAGGUGUAGUAUUUUUGUUUUUGAUAUCAAUAAAAAUAACAAUAAACAAACGGUAUACAGGGUAUGAGAAGAAUGUGAGCCCAAAAAAAUUUGUUAAUUUAAAUAACUUCAAAUUAUAGUGAAAAGUUAUCAAUGGUUGUAAAGCCAAAAAAAAUAUAUUAUUAUCACGAUGUUGCUCUUAUAGUAAAAUAUUACUGUUUUGCCGAGAAAGCUUGAUUUUCACAAGUCCACCAAAAAUAAUAUUUCAUUUUCGGUUUUGAAUAUGUUGAUCAUGAACAACAAAAUAUACACAAUAAAAUCAAUUAAGAAGAAGAUUUUGUUUUGUUUUAUUGUUUUUGUGCAUAUAUGAUUAUAAUUAGUAAUAAGUACGUAACCAAUUUCGAAUAUAAUAUAGUCAAUAAAAA
This is a messenger RNA of Manduca sexta (tobacco hornworm), 4871 nucleotides long. Its product is annotated as peptidoglycan-recognition protein SB2. The record is from RefSeq and is a predicted model, not a curated record. NCBI's taxonomy places the organism in Eukaryota, Metazoa, Arthropoda, Insecta, Lepidoptera, Sphingidae. The transcript has 5 exons. The coding region runs from base 220 to 981 and encodes 253 amino acids. Gene Ontology annotation, molecular function: N-acetylmuramoyl-L-alanine amidase activity; zinc ion binding. Gene Ontology annotation, biological process: peptidoglycan catabolic process.